UCGGCAAAACGGCAAGAAGUCUAUUGUUAGUUAAACUUGCAGAAUAGAAACGACGCCGUCUGGAGGAGCAUUCUCUCGCUUUUUUUUUUUUCUUUGUUUUUUUAAUGUGAAUGUUCGACAAUAACAACACAAGAAGACGAAGCUCUCCGUUAGUAAAAUGUUUUAGCUUAGAGCUACAGAAGAAAGCUCACACACGAAUUUUCUCGGAUCUGAGAUCUUUAGAUCCGAACAUCGUUUAAUCGAAAACGUUGAUUCAAGGUCUAAGAAAAGCUUUGAGGGAUCUUACUUCUUAGUCAUGUCAAGAAGGCAAGUAGGUUCGACAAGGCGUGUAGGGGAUAAUGGAAGCUUCCCAUUUGUGGGAGCUUUGCACUCAAAAUCACGUUCCUCUCCUCUAGUAUCUAUUUGCCUUGUUCUCGUGGGAGCAUGCCUUCUCAUUGGUUAUGCUUUCAGUGGUCCAGGUAUGUUUAAAAGUAUCAGAGAAGUCAGCAAGAUCACAGGUGACUAUUCUUCAUCAGAAGUUCAAAGAGCCAUUCCUGUUCUUAAGAGUGCUUAUGGAGAUAGCAUGCGAAAAGUUUUGCACGUGGGUCCUGAAACAUGCUCAGUGGUCUCUAGUCUGUUAAUGGAAGAAGAGACUGAAGCAUGGGGCGUUGAACCAUAUGAUGUAGAGGAUGCAGACUCUAAUUGCAAAAGUCUUUUGCAUAAAGGCCUUGUACGUGUGGCUGACAUCAAAUUCCCUCUGCCUUACCGGUCAAAGUCUUUUUCUCUUGUGAUCGUCUCCGAUGCUCUGGAUUACCUCUCACCCAAGUAUCUGAACAAAACCGUUCCUGAACUUGCACGGGUUGCUUCGGAUGGUGUCGUUCUUUUUGCAGGUAAUCCUGGUCAGCAAAAGGCUAAAGUUGCAGAAUUGUCGAAAUUUGGACGACCGGCUAAAAUGCGUAGCUCGUCGUGGUGGACCCGUUUCUUCUCACAGACGAGUUUAGAGGAAAACGAAGCAGCAAGCAAGAAGUUCGAACAAGCAGCUUCCAAGGUUUCAUACAAACCAUCUUGUCAAGUCUUCCACCUCAAGCCAUUACAUUAGAUCAGUAUUGUUACUUUUACUAGUCUUAAAGCACCAAACCAGAUAUAUCUCCUCGUUGUUAUAUGCUUUUUCUUUUUCACUAUAGAAAGAAAAUACAAAAUUGUAACCCAUUCUCAACUAUUUGUUUUAUAAUUUAACUAUUUAAUAAA
Molecule: messenger RNA, 1227 nt
Organism: Eutrema salsugineum
Lineage: Eukaryota; Viridiplantae; Streptophyta; Magnoliopsida; Brassicales; Brassicaceae
Exons: 7
Coding region: 296-1078 (260 amino acids)
Biological process (GO): pectin metabolic process
Molecular function (GO): methyltransferase activity
Source: RefSeq, a predicted model, not a curated record